Parasteatoda tepidariorum (common house spider) is the source of this 904-nucleotide messenger RNA. RefSeq lists its product as uncharacterized. The record is from RefSeq and is a predicted model, not a curated record. NCBI's taxonomy places the organism in Eukaryota, Metazoa, Arthropoda, Arachnida, Araneae, Theridiidae.
AUGAACAGCUGUUGUUUCGAUAACUGGAUCAACGGAAAAUAAUAUAACAUGCGAAAUUUGAAAUAAAAAUUCCCACAGUUUGCUUGAUACAAUUCCACAGAGAACUUAAAUACGAGUUCACUUCCCUACACCACAUUUAGACCAUGAAGACGCUUCUGAUAUUCAGUGUUUUGACUGUUAUACUUUACUACUGUGAAUGUGGUUUUAUAAGUCGUUUUUCUGAUGAAGACGGCAAUGAAGUCGAGCAUGGUACUGGUGCUGACUGUGUGAAAACAGAUGUGAAUGAAUACUUGGAUCAAGUGUUCGAGAAGGCCAGGAAUGAACUUCCAGACCCUAUGCGUUUGCCCCCAAGAUCAACUUUUGUUGAAUUGAAUGACGGUCGUCUUUGGGGCUUGUCUAACAUAACUAGACUUGGUGAAACGAAAGUCACCUGCGAUGGCGCUAGUAUUACCAUUAUAGGCAAAAUUACUACCGAUGAAUUAAAAGGUCGUUACACAUGGACCACAAAGAAGAAAUCAAAUGCGGAAGGAAAUGUGGUUUUUAUUUCUCAUGACUUUGAAGCAGAUUAUAAAGUAGUACUCAAAAAGAAAAAAGGAAAAGUCACCUAUCCAACCCUUAAAAGAUUCGUGAUCAAAAAAUUCAAGAAUCCACAAAUAGAGAUCUCUGGCGCUAGCUACCUUGGUUGGGCUUUAGGAGAACUUACUACUAGAUUUUCGCUUUUCUUUCAGCGUAUCAUCGCCAAAACUAUUCAAAAUCCUCUAAAAGAAGCAUUAGAAAGAGAGAUGAGAGAAAUCAAAAUUGAAUAAAUUGGUGUAACUUAAGUCUGAUUUUUUGGAAUUGUAUAACAAAAUUUUACUGAGAUGCAAAAUAGACAUUAUUCUGAACUAAAAUUUUUUUUUAAAAA